UUUUGAGAGAAGGGAUGGUAAUGCCUUGUGAAUCUGUUGGAAAGUCAAGUUUAAAACUGUACAUGCGUCUUUGUUUGUGUACGAAAGUAUGCAAUAUGGUGGAGAAACCUCAAAAGAUUCUGGCGAUCUUCAUCUUGUGGAGUUGUUUUCUGAUUGCUGGAAGCUAUCCUGUAAAGAGAGCAGUGAUAAAAUGUGUGGGUGGAAGAAAAACCUGUGAUGGUGACUUGAAGGAACAUUGCUGGGAUAGGGAUUAUAAUCAUGCUGUGGAGGGAUGUUUAAAGCCUAUAAUGUGUGAAAAAGGGACCUAUUCAUGGUAUAAAGGUUCCCCUCCAGAAAUUCAGCCAACCUGCCUUCCCUGUGAAGAGGGCAUGUUUAACGAUCUCGAGUGUUCCUCGGACAAACUCAGCUGUGUAGAUGCUUGUUGGCCAAUAUAUGAAUGUUCGGACAAGGGCCUCAUUCUUUAUAGAAAGGGAAACCGCACGCAUGAUUCUGUGUGCAAGUGCAAUCUUGAAAAAGGGUAUCAUGGUGGAAAAGCAAACUAUACAUGUCAGGUCAAUAAUUGUCACUGCCAACAAGGAAAUUGUCCUUCUGGGAAACAGCUGAAUGAAACAGGCAACUGUGUCCCCUGCCCCCCAGGUACCCAUAAACCCAUAGAAUCAUCCUACCCGUGUACACACAGGUUUCCUUACCUGACUAACAAGGCUGAGCCUAACACAAGAAGAACAAGCCAGACUGAGCCCACCACGACUCCAGAUAAUGAAACCAUGGGUAACAAUACCUGGACGUGGAUACCAGGGAUUAUCCUUUUCCUUGUAUUGGCAUUAGCAGGUGAGUAG
This is a messenger RNA of Liolophura sinensis, 836 nucleotides long. RefSeq names its product NF-X1-type zinc finger protein NFXL1-like. Bases 15 to 836 code for a protein of 273 amino acids. The transcript is spliced from 6 exons. The record is from RefSeq and is a predicted model, not a curated record. Lineage: Eukaryota; Metazoa; Mollusca; Polyplacophora; Chitonida; Chitonidae.